Molecule: messenger RNA, 2236 nt
Organism: Spodoptera litura
Lineage: Eukaryota; Metazoa; Arthropoda; Insecta; Lepidoptera; Noctuidae
Product: CD63 antigen
Cellular component (GO): plasma membrane
Source: RefSeq, a predicted model, not a curated record
CGUUAAAGUGCUCACUCCUUAGAGCCGGUUUAAAAUUAACAUAAUUAUUAUUAUCAUUUGUAAAUUAUCAGCAAACCUAUAGUGCACACAGUACCAAGUAGCGCAGUUUAUUUAUCUAUACAAAAAUAACAAAUACAGUAUUCAAAAAGUGUCUAAAAAUAAACACAAUAAUCGUAAACGUUAAAGAACAAUUCUCAAUAAAUUUUUAAACCGUACGCCGUAAUUCAGUUUGAUACAUCGAGCCUGAGUGAACGCCGCGACGUUCGUUCGUCUCAGAUGAGAUAAAUCCGUUUAUUUUCCUUAUCAAGAUUAAUGUCCCUACCUAUAGUGAUAAAAAUAUCUGUACCAAGUUAAAAACUAGCGAAGAGAAGUUGUCACGCGAACAUCCACGUAAUUAUUUGAAUAUAUUGUAACAAAAUGUGGUCGAAACUGUUUACUACGGUCAAAUAUUUAUUAGUGAUUGUGAAUUUCAUAUUCGUGAUCACUGGUAUUAUAAUUUUAUCGGUCGGCGCGUCCGUACAGUCAGCUUACAAUGGUUACCAUCAGUUUCUAUCGGAGAGGUUCUUCUCUCUACCAGCUUUCUGCAUUGCGACUGGGAUCAUCAUCUUUCUGGUCGCAUUCCUCGGAUUCUAUGGAGCCUACAUGGAGAACUACAUAGUGAUCAUGACGUUCGCGGGUGCUAUGAUCCUGAUGUUCAUCUUCCAACUGUCUGCCUGCAUCGCUGGGUAUGCGCUGAAGGGUAACGCCGUGUCCCUGGUGCAGCACAAACUGCUGGAGACCAUGGACAUGUACGGUCUCAACAAGAGCAUUGAAGUCACUAAGCUGUGGGACACUGUGCAACAAGAUUUCCAGUGCUGUGGCGUCCUCAAUGCCAGCCAAUGGUUGAUCCCUCUGGGUACAACUGACACUAACGGUUUGCCAGUCAGCUGUUGCAGUCAGAACUAUGGCAUCGUGGCUGUCCUCAACUGUAACAUUGGCAUGCAGUCAGCCUACACUACUGGCUGCUCUGACUCCUUCGGUAGUUGGGUUCGGUCUCAUGCUGGCGCUAUUGGCGUAGCUGGGAUAUUCUUAGUUUUCAUGCAGGCAUUGGCGGUAGCAGGUGCGGUGUGGAUGGCAAAAAUAUCUAGAGAUGAACGCGGUGCCUACCCUUAAGUUUAGCCUGUAAUACAUUUUAUUAUAAUAAGUAACAUUAUGUACAUGCACAGCACAUCAAACUAACCCGAAUUCUUCAGAAUUGCCGAGGGUCUACGACCGGCAUAUGGCUACGACCGGACUGCGCCGUAGGUCAUAGCCCGCAGGCCGUAAGCCCAACCCCUGUCUGCCGUACUUCUGCUAAGACUAGAUACUACUUCUAUGAACUGAGUUUGUACCAUCUUGAUUAUUUUAAGUACCCAAUAGUUUUAUGUCAUCAAAAAAAGACGACAAUUUAAAGUUUCUAUAGUUACUACACUCUAUUUAAACCUUUUCUUUAAGUUCGUGAUAUUGCAUGUGCCCGGUGAGUGCGCUCAGGCUGAGAAAUAUUAUUUUGUCCAUGAACUAAAUUAACUAAAAAUCGCGGGUUACUCACGUGAAUAUAAUGAGAAAAGCUCUACUAGCUUCGAAGUGCGACACAAGCGUUAUGUACCUACCACUGACUUUGUGCCCCACCCGGAAUCGACCCCACUACCCGCGCCGCUGGUGAACAUACCGUGCGCUUCAACAUCGUCCAACCCGCCGCCAACUAAGAACUGAGUUGGACGCAAACGGUCGUGGUGUCCGGUAGAGGGCACGGUGGGCUCGCAGUGCAUGUAGCAACACAACACCGAUGCGAGCGCCAACGCUAGCCACCAGCAAGCAGUAGGCUGCGAGACAUCGACGCGACCGCUGCUCAUGAGGAAGAACCCCUCUGUUGAUGUUGAUCGAAAUUAGUAGAGCUUUUCGCAGUAUAUUAUGCGAGUAAUCCGCGAUUUUUAGAAUGUCUCACGAUAUUUAUUUUGUCGCUUAUAUUUUUUCCUAGAUUAGUUACAAGAAGGGCAAUUUGAUGUGCUGUUGUUUGUUCUUAUUCAAGUCAAAGAAGUGUUGUGAAAAAAUAAAAAGAAUACCAUCCACAUAUUUAUUGAACAAAAUACUAUCUAUUUAUAAUCAUUGAAGUUAAGCGCGCAUUUCUGUACAUUCAUUUACAAACAAGUAUUUAAGAUUUGUAAUUAUAAUUAUUUAUUUAUUUAUCAAGUUUUAAAACUAAAUAACGAGGCAUUUG